CAUCACUUCAGCAGCCCUUGGAUUGCCAACGGUACUACCGCAGCAACCAUGUUCCGCCUCUGCGUCGUCCUCGCCCUGGCCUCCAGCGCUCUUGCUGGAUUCAUCAACGGCGGCCACAGCCUCGCUGGUGGCGUUGGUCUCGGCAGUGGCGUUGGUCUCGCCAGCUAUGGUCUUAGCCACGGAAUCGGCUACUCCGGCCUCACCGGCUUUGGUCUUGGUCACGGACUUGCCUAUGGACCAGCCGCCAGCUAUUCCGUUGCCGCUCCAGCUGUUUCUGGCGUCGUAUCUACUUACCAUGCUGCUCCAGCCGUGACCGCGGUCCACGCCGCCCCAGCUGUCACUGCUGUCCACGCUGCCCCAGCUGUCGCUACUGUCCACGCUGCUCCAGCUGUCGCUACCUACGCCGCUGCUCCAGCCGUCUCCCGCGUGACCACCUACCAGUCCGCCCCACUUGUUGCCGCCGCCCCAGCCGUCGCCACCGUUGCUGCUGCUCCAGCUGUCUCCCGCGUGACCACCUACCAGUCCGCUCCAGUCGUUGCUGCUGCUCCAGCUGUCUCCCGCGUGACCACCUACCAGUCCGCCCCACUUGUUGCCGCCGCCCCAGCCGUCGCCACCGUUGCUGCUGCUCCAGCUGUCUCCCGCGUGACCACCUACCAGUCCGCUCCAGUCGUUGCUGCUGCUCCAGCUGUCUCCCGCGUGACCACCUACCAGGCCGCUCCAGUUGUUGCUGCUGCCCCAGCUGUUUCCCAGGUCACCUAUCAGGCUGCCCCAGCUGUGGCUAAGGUCUACCAGGCCGCUCCAGUGGUCGCUGCUGCCCCUGCUGUGUCACGUGUCACCUACCAGUCUGCUCCAGCGGUCGCUACCUUUGCUGCUCCAGCCGUGACUAAGGUCUACCAGUCCGCCCCAGUUGUUGCCGCUGCUCCAGCUGUCUCCCGCGUGACCUACCAGGCCGCCCCAGCUGUUGCUACUGUUGCCGCUGCUCCAGCUAUCACCCGCGUUGCUACCAUCCAGUCUGCUCCAGCUAUCGCCACCUACGCCGCCCCAGCCGUCACUAAGGUCGUCCAGUCUGCUCCAGUCGUGGCUGCUGCCCCAGCUGUCGCAACCGUCGCCCACGCUGCUCCAGUCGCCACCUUCGCCGCUGCCCCAGCUGUUGCUACUGUUCACGCUGCCCCAGCUGUCGCUACUGUUCACGCCGCACCAGCUGUUGCCACCACCACUGUCCACCACGCCCCAGCGGUCGCUACUGUCGCCCAUGCUGCCCCAGCCUUCGCUGCCUACCAUGCCACUCCAGUCUACGGAUAUGGUGUUGGAGGCCUCGGCUACGGCGCUGGCCACUACGGUCUCGGCCACGGCAUUGGUGUCUACGGCCUGAACUACGGCUAUGGUCUCGGCACUCCCUUCGACUACACCGCUCUCCUCCGCAGGAAGAAGUAAAUCGUUCAUUUCUUCUGAGGACAUCGUACGUCGAAACCACGAAAAAGAUUUUUCUGAGCUUGUGCUCAGUUGUGAAUAGUGUGAAAUACCGUUUCCAAAUAAAUGGUUUCAGUUGUACAAAGAA
Rhipicephalus microplus (southern cattle tick) is the source of this 1558-nucleotide messenger RNA. RefSeq lists its product as uncharacterized. Lineage: Eukaryota; Metazoa; Arthropoda; Arachnida; Ixodida; Ixodidae. The record is from RefSeq and is a predicted model, not a curated record.